GUUGAUACCUAUUUCAUCGUGCCGACUACUAGGCCAUUCUCACCUUAAAUAAAUAAAACAUUGUAAUAUUGUAUACAAACCAUCUUCUGAAAACCUUCCCUCUUUGUGGAAAAAAAAACCAUGGAAGAGAAAUUAGAACAAGUCCCACUAUGUUCAUUAUUCCAAGAGUUUCAUAUAUCAAAGAAAGACGAAACUGCCAAUCUCCUUGAGUCAUGGGAGAGAUAUGUGGAUGAAGUACAAGAGAUCAUAGGGUACAAAUUCGAGAAUCUUAGUUUGCUACAUCAAGCUUUUACUCAUUCUUCUUUCCAAGAAAACUGCUGUGAGUCAUACGAAAGGCUUGAAUACGUGGGCGACUCGGUGCUAAAUUUGCUAAUAGCAAAAGAGCAUUACUUUCUUCACCCUGAUUUGCCUCCGGGGAAGUUGACACGGCUGCGAGCCGCCAACGUUGAUACAGAAAAACUCGCUAGAGUUGCCGUCAAAUACGACUUUCAUAAGUAUUUACGGCACAAGAAACCUCUACUUAAGGGACAAGUGGAAGAAUUCAGAGAUGCAACUUUAGAGUAUCCUUUGCAUUCAACAGGCCUUAUUGAUCCCCCAAAGGUGCUAGCUGACAUAGUUGAAUCCCUCAUUGGUGCCAUUUAUAUUGAUUGCAAUUUCUCCAUGGAUACAACUUGGCAGGUAUGGUGAGCUGGUUUCUUGAGGGAGCAUCUUUGUCUUCCUAAUAAGGUUUUAGCAAACUAACAUGGAAAACAUGAUGGAUCUUCCACCAAGUUGGGAAAUCAAUAUGGUAUUCCACCUUCUUAAUGCGCCCCACAAUGAAGAGAUGUCCAAUGUAUUUUUGCAAUAGGCGAGAUCCCUGCAAACAGGUAUCGCUUUGAGAUUUUCACCAUCACUUUGUCCCAACUUGAUAUUCCACGAAGCGGCAGUUCUGAUUAACAUGCUUCUUUAUUCGCUUCUAGGCCUUCUCAAGAUAUCUCCACUUUAUCUCAAGGUUCUGCUUCCAUUGCUUCGAGAACCUGACAGCUCUAGGAGAUUUUGACACAUUUGGGACAUCUGCUACGGGAGGAGUGGUUGCUGCCCGAUAACAAUUUCAAAUGCUUUCUUGUUGAUACUCGAGCUCUUUUGGGCAUUGAAAUACAAUUGAGGAACAUCCAAGAGCUUCACCCAAUUCUUCUGCGAGCCAGUAACAAAGUGCCGAUAGUACUCCUCCAGCAUGCCAUUGAACCGUUCUGUCUGGCCGUCAAAUUGGGGAUGAAAACUCAAAUUGUGGCUCAACUUGGACCCGAGACAGUUGAAGAGCUUGGUCCAAAAGUUUCUAAUAAAGCGAGAAUCGCGAUCACUAACAAUCCAAUAUUUGGCAAUAAGAGUAAAGAAGAGUCGAGCUGUCUCUUCAGAAGAUACAUACUUUGGGGCCGCAAUAAAAGUAGCAUAUUUAGAAAAUCGAUCGACCAUGACAAGAAUAGUGGUGAGAUCUAUGACCUUGGGCAAGUUGGUAUUGAAAUCUUACGAGACACUCUUCCUAAGGCCUCUUCGGGACAUGUAAGGACUCCAGAAGCUCGCUUUGGUCAAGCGGUCAGUCUUGUCUUAAUGACACACCAAGAAAGUCCUCACAUAUUUAACAACAUCAUUUUCCAUAUGGGGCCAAUAAUAAGCACGACGCAGUAGUUCCAUGGUCCAUUCCUCUCUAAGAUGCCGCCCCCUCCCAAGAGUAUCGUGACACUCCUUCAGGAGGGUUUUCCAUAGAUCACCUCCCUUAAGAACAUAGAGGCGGUUCCCUUUUGCUCUAAGAAACCCAUCCUCCAUGUAGAACUGUCCAGUCUUGCCAUGAUCCACAAAACUGAUCAAAUACUAGGUAGUAAGGUCUUUUCUAAGUAGCUCACGUAUCUGAUCCUUUAUAGUGGUAGACACUUCACUUCCUUGAUGGUGGCGAGUAGGCACACCGAUGCUAAGUUUGCUCUCCAACUUAGUGAAUCAGGAACUUGGUUGGUCUUCCCGCUUUGUACUCCAAAUUACAGUUAAACUCGAUGAGAAGUUCCUACCAUCUAGCCAUCUAGUCUGUCGUUGUUCAGCUUUGGCUAGGUCAUAAACUAACUGACAACCAUGUUGUCCAUCUUCACAAUGAACAGGGUCCCCAACAAGUACUGUCUCUAUAGGCAGAGAUAAUGGAUGACAACCAUUAACUCUUUCUCGUGUGCGACAUGGCGUCGCUCAACAUCCUUCAGAUAUCAACUUUCGUAACCAUCGAGAUAGCCAUUGUGCAGCAAAACUCCGCCUAGGGCGUAAAUAUGAAGCAUCAGUCUGUACUUCAAAGGACUGAUUAAAUCAAGAAGGGACAGUACCAGACUGCUGGACGUAGCCAUUUUCAAAGCAUCAGAGGCCUGCUGCUGCUUGGGAGACCAUUUCCAAGACAUGGCCUUCUUUAAGAGCUCUGUCAACGGCACAUCAAUAUAUGAGGGAGUAGUUCCUCAUGAAUCGGCGAUAGAAGUUGCAUACGCCAAGGAACACCCUCAGGGCAUGGAUAUCCUUGGGUGGCAGCUAGUCUAUGAUAGCCUGGACCUUCUACUGGUCCAUCUUGAUCCGCCCCUCCUCAAUGAUAUGACGAAGAAAAUCAAUCUACUUUUGGACAAAGGAGCAUUUAGAAAGCUUCACAUAUAACUUAUUCUCCCUUAGUCGAGCUAGGGCCAUCAACAAAUAAUCAAGGUGCUCCGACAAUGCCUUGCUAUAUACCACAAUAUCAUCCAGGUAGACUACCACAAACUCCUCUAUAUAUUUCCGAAAGGCUUGGUUCAUCAAGAUUCAAAACAUUGCCAGAGCAUUCAUCAAGCCAAACGGCAUGACCAAGAAGUCAAAUGACACAUACCAUAUCACACAGGUCAUUUUGUGUUCAUCACCCUCGGCAAUCCUCACUUGCCAAUAUUCUAUCUUCAGAUCAAUCUUGGUAAACACAGUUGCGCCCCCCAAUCUGUCAAUCAUGUCCUCCAUCAGCGGGGUAUGGUACUUAUUCUUCACCGUAAUCUUGUUAAGGACCCGAUACUCAACGCAAAACCUUAGGGUACUAUCAUGUUUCUUCUAGAACAACACUGGCGAACCAUAAGGAGACUUUGAUUGCACAAUAAUUCCUGAAUCAAGCAUUUCCGCCAACUUCUCUGAAGCUCAGCGAGCUCGGGUUGUGACAUUCUAUAUGCGCACGGGGAGGAAGCUUCGCACCUGACACUGAUUCAAUAUCGUGAUCCAUAGUCCUCCUUGGCGGCAAACGCUUUGGCAGUUCCUGCGGCAUCACAUUUUCAUAUUCCACAAGAGCUUCUUCACGGUCGCACGGAUAGGACCGAAAGAGCGCUUGACAUCCUCAGCACAAAGGGAGGCCAGAAAUGUGGGCUCCUGGUUCUUGACUCCCUUCUUUCAGGUGCAAGGCAGAAAUGUACCCGUCGGGCAUCCUUCCCAAUAUUAUUGGAAUAAUGCAAGGCUUGACCCCAUUUGCUCAAACACAUGUACACACAUAUUCAGGCGUUAUUAAAGUCAUCGCUUAAUGCGACAAAGUGAUGUGAAGCAUGGGGUUACUGCUUAUUGCCUAAAGUCAUACACUAUAAGUAAAUCAUACACUUUUUAAAGAAAUACAACAACAAUAACAAACCCAGUAUAAUCCCACAGGUGGGGUCUGGGGAGGGUACUGUGUACGCAGACCUUACCCCUAUCUGGAGAGGUAGAGAGGCUGUUUCCGAUAGAUCCCCGGAAAGCGUCAAUUCUUCGAGCUCAACUUUGAGGGGUCAACAUUAUUUUAUAUCAUAUUAAGAUACUUGACUGGGUUGCUCAAGUGGUGAGCACCCUUCACUUCCAAUCAAUAUUGUGAGUUCAGAGUCACCCCAAGAGCAAGGUGGGCAGCUCUUGCAUGGGGAGAAUAGAAAAAACAUUAUUUUAGUUAAGAUACUUGAACUAGUUAUCUUAAUUGCAGUGUAAUUAUUAAAAGUACUGAAUUCAUAUAUGUUUGGCAUUUUUAAGUUUCUCGUAAAUUGUCCAUUCACUUCAAAGAAGCAUGUUGCCUUUUACUUCUCACAUUUGCCUUCAAUCCAUAUGGAUUUCGUCACUCUUUUGCACCAAUACUAGUACACUGUAUAUACGAAGUUCAAAUCUACGGUCACAAAAUAGUAAGUAGAUGUUGUGACUACACUGUUUGUUAACUUUAAAUAUUAGAUAUGCCUAUGUGUGGAGAAGAAAGCCCUAUUAACAAGCUAUAGUUU
Nicotiana attenuata is the source of this 4235-nucleotide messenger RNA. Its product is annotated as ribonuclease 3-like protein 3. Gene Ontology annotation, biological process: siRNA processing. Lineage: Eukaryota; Viridiplantae; Streptophyta; Magnoliopsida; Solanales; Solanaceae. Gene Ontology annotation, cellular component: nucleus; cytoplasm. The coding region runs from base 121 to 687 and encodes 188 amino acids. The record is from RefSeq and is a predicted model, not a curated record. Gene Ontology annotation, molecular function: ribonuclease III activity; RNA binding. The transcript is spliced from 3 exons.